GAAUGACUCUACCAAGUGACCAUCACCAGUGUAUACUCUAUCGGUUUUAUGGAGAAUGUAGUCUUUUGCCGGUUAAAGGGGUAGACACGUUAGGGUUAAUCACAUCAAUGCUACCUACCUACAUAGCCCCUUUAUAGCGCUCUAGUUAUAGACGGCAGACAGUGCGGUCAAGUUCUAACCUCCCUAUCCCACACUCCUCUACUCGUCCUAGCCGGUCACCCGCCAGAUCGAUUCUAAGGAGUAAGACCAUAGACUGAGAUAACCUGAUAUUCUCUGUUGUUCCUUCUCGCCGAAGAUAUCUCAUAUUCAUUACAACAUUCAGUACAAUAUUCUGUAUCACCAUGGAGACAGAUCAACAGUACUUAGUUGCUACAAUAUCUAUAAUUCUAUGUAUAUGUUCACUAAUGAAUCUUAGAUAUGAUGAGUAUGUAGUGAGCUGGAUAUGCAGCUCACGACAUGUUCAGAUGUCGAAAGAGAUGUUUGACAACGGGUUCCGAUCCCUUCUAUCUACUAAUUCCAAAUAUGAUUAUUUUGGCGGACAAAUGUCAGGAAUCAACAUCGUGAUAGCCGCCGCCCCUGAUGGUGACGACGCCGCCAUGGCUGGAAUGGAGGCCGACAUGCUUCAAAGAUUUCCCAACAUCCGUUUUCGACUGCUAGUUGGUAUUGGAGGAGCAUCUCCUAAAAUCCCCGCCUUAACGGCUACUGAAGAUGAUAUCAGAUUGGGGGACGUAGUUAUCGGUUAUGUCAAGGGGGCGGGAAGGUUUGGUGGCGCCCUGCAUUACACCGCUACGGAUUCUAGCUUCAGCGUAACAUCGCAUCUCAAACCACCACCUCGAGUUGUUCUUGACGCGGUUGACCAAAGUCGUUUCAAUUAUGCUAGCAAGGCUAAAGGAUUGAACGGAUACGUGGAGAAGUUGACGGCCAUAUUCGGUUCCCAUUACCCAGGUCAAGAAUAUGACCGGCUGUACAAACCUGGUUGCGUACAUGUCAGAGGUUGCAAGACCUGUAGUGAUUGCGAUGAAGAAUGGGAGGAGCGCGCACAAAGAACAUCCACCCUCCCCGUUCUACACUGCGGUCUGAUAGCUUCGGGGCGUUAUGAUAUGCAAGACGCUAAACGUCGCAACACUCUCCGGCACGAAGAGGACAUAUGUUGCUUUGAUGAAGAGGCAGCAGGCCAGACGGAUGAGUUCCCAAGCCUCAUGAUCAGGGGAAUUUGCGACUAUUCCGACUCUCACAAAAAUAAGAACAGCAAUAAAAACUGGCAAGCCUAUGCAGCCACUGCUGCCACUGCAUACGCUAGAUACCUCAUGGGGGCAAUCAAAGCCACAGACGUCGCCUCUCUAACACCAUACCGAUCAACGAAGCCUAGGAACGAAACACUGCAAAAGGAAGUCCCCAAAGCAUCUAAUAAGCACGAGCAAGCUCCCCCUCAACCUACUCCUCCUCAGGUUGCUCGUCCUUCCCCUCUGCCUGCUUCUCCUCUACCAGCUCCCUCUAUACCUUCCCUUUUAUCUACUUAUGUUCCAUUUGCUCCUCCACCUACCAUUCCCAGCCCGGCUAAGAGUCCAGGCACAAUUUGUCCUCAGUGUCAAAAUAAAGGUAUCAACAAUGUGACGCCGCCACAAACGGGAUUUCAUCCCAACGCCCAGCCUACCGGCCCGAACCUUCACCAACGAUGCCGCAUAGGUAUCCUAUACGCAGAAGAUGUCGAUCGACAACUCUUAGGUCCCCAGUGCCAGAACCUUCGAAACGACCUGAGGUGGGUGAUUGGGACUAUGGUUCAGGGAUUGGGAGGCGACUUCACAGCUUGCAUUCAAACAUAUCGCAACUUCAUAGUUGGUUAUCAGUUACGAUCAGAAGGGAUCAUCAAUGUAGGGCAGUUCGAGACUGCGUUCGACGGUAUGUCUACGGCUGAAGCAGCUCUCGUUGCCUGCUCCAUGCAGACUCCAGACUUGGUUAGACUACGCGCAGCCAGAGCAUACCUUUUCCUCUCUAUGAGCUGCACUAGACAACCAGUCGUAUUUGCCAUUUAUGAUACGAUUUUACGAUUGUGGGAAUAUGUUGAAGGUCGCAAGUUUUAACGUUUGUUGUCGGGUAUGUAGAUACCUACCGGUAGCUUUAAAGAACUAGCUAUAACAAAGGACAUCAUCAAUCCAAACUGUGC
This is a messenger RNA of Annulohypoxylon truncatum, 2164 nucleotides long. RefSeq lists its product as uncharacterized. The record is from RefSeq and is a predicted model, not a curated record. Lineage: Eukaryota; Fungi; Ascomycota; Sordariomycetes; Xylariales; Hypoxylaceae. The transcript is spliced from 2 exons. Gene Ontology annotation, molecular function: catalytic activity. The coding region runs from base 342 to 2081 and encodes 579 amino acids. Gene Ontology annotation, biological process: nucleoside metabolic process.